GCUGGCCCCGCGCUGUCAGCCACAGUUAGACGUGUUGCUUGAAGUCCCAGCGGACUGACUUUUACUCCGACAAACACCGAGCGAAACCUGGAGACGACCUGCAGCACAGAGAAAGGGAACAGAGAGCGGAUUUUUUUUUUUCCUGCCAAAGAGGCGUGAGCUGUUCGGACGCUGAGAGUCAACCACUGGCAAAGGUUUCCAGUGUCAAACUCGACUCGAUGUCCAAGAGAAGAGAGGGACUUAACUCAGAGGAACGACAAGAAAGCAAAACACUAAUCCUGUGCUGUGGAUGGACACAGUGAAGCACAUCUCAUAAAAGGACAGAUAAUUCAGACUUUUCCGUGUCCACUCCCUGGAUUUUCUCUGACUUUACGCGCUUCAGGGAGCCGCAGAGAUGGAUGUGGCGGCCGAUCAGCCCCGCUGGAUGCAUCACCACGCCGUGCUGAACGGACAGCAUCCGGACUCUCACCAUCCCGGCCUGGGCCACAACUACAUGGAGCCCACGGCGCAGCUGCUGCCUCCGGAUGAGGUGGAUGUUUUCUUUAAUCAUCUGGACUCACAGGGAAACCCGUACUACCACAACUCUGCCAGGGCCAGGGUGUCCUACAGCCAAGCGCACGCUCGUCUAACAGGGAGUCAGGUGUGUCGGCCUCAUCUCCUCCACAGUCCGGGGAUUUCGUGGCUGGACGGAGGGAAAGCAGCCCUGUCGGCUCACCACCACAACGCCUGGGCCGUGAGUCCCUUCAGCAAGCCCAGCCUGCAUCACCCGGGCUCCGCGUCCCCCGGCGCCCUCUCCGCCGUGUAUCCGUGCGGCAGCAACUCCAACGCGGCCUCCGCAUCCUCGCUGACGCCGCCGUCCCACUCCAGCUCCCACCUGUACACCUUCCCCCCCACACCGCCCAAAGACGUGUCUCCGGACCCGGGGGGCUCGUCCCCGUCCUCCUCCGUCACCAGAAUGGACGAGAAGGAAUCUAUCAAAUACCAAGUGUCGCUACCGGAGGGCAUGAAGAUGGAGGGCUCCAGCCCGCUGAGGAGCAGCCUGGCCUCCAUGAGCGCCCAGACUCCAUCCACCCACCACCCCAUACCCACUUACGCCCCCUACUCUCUCCAAGCGGCCCACGAGUACGGCGGCAGCCUGUUCCACCCGGGCAGCCUGCUGGGCUCCUCGUCCAGCUUCACCCCCAAGAACAAAGGCAAGACACGGUCCUGCACCGAGGGCCGUGAGUGUGUGAACUGUGGAGCCACUUCCACGCCUCUGUGGAGACGUGACAGCACCGGACACUAUCUGUGCAACGCCUGCGGCCUUUACCACAAGAUGAACGGCCAGAACAGACCACUCAUCAAACCCAAACGCAGGCUGUCUGCAGCAAGACGAGCAGGCACCUGUUGUGCUAACUGCCAGACGACCACCACUACGCUUUGGAGGCGCAAUGCAAAUGGAGACCCAGUGUGCAACGCCUGCGGCCUCUACUAUAAACUGCACAACGUGAACCGGCCUCUGACCAUGAAGAAGGAAGGAAUACAGACACGCAACCGGAAAAUGUCCAACAAAUCCAAAAAGAGCAAGCGGUGCAGCGACAGCUAUGAGGAGUUCUCCAAAAGUCUGCACGACAAGAACUCUCCCUUCAGCGCCGCCUCUUUGGCCGGUCACAUGUCCAUGGGUCACUUGCCUCCUUUCAGCCACGCCGGACACAUGCUCCCCACGCCCACCCCGAUACACCCGUCAUUCGGCCACCCACACCACUCCAACAUGGUGACGGCGAUGGGCUGAGAGGACGAGGAGAAAUGUUGGCACGGAGCUGCUUCAAGAACCUGAGAUGGUCCCAUGAAGGGGGAUGAGGGUCGAACCGGAGGACAGCGUGUACAGUGUUACAGACAUGCAGCUUGUGUGUCUUCAUCUUGAUUAUCUCUCGAUUGCAUAUGCCAACGUUAGGGUGGAGAACAGAGGUAUUGUGAGGGGAAAGGACCUUUUGCUCCUUAUCUAUAGGUACCUAUUCCGAUGGGGAGAAAGCUUCUGCUUCCUGUCAGCCAGGCACACACAUAUAAAUACGAAAAUGUCAUUGCACCUCAUAGUUUUGUCCCCACUGACAGCCUGACUGACUGCAGUGUGGCUUGAUAUGUGCUGAGCAGGUUUGUAGUUACUGUGAAUAUUGUAAAUGUGUGAGACAGAAGGGGGUGGUCAAGAGAAAAUCUCCUUCACACCUUUAAAAUGAAAAUAUGCUGGAUUUUUUGCUCACGGACGAUUUUAAAAGGAAUUUUCACAAAAGAAACACGCAAACAAAAAAGGUUUAUGAAUCCUAAUUUGACACUGUUUAUUAUAAUUAUUGUUAUUAUAAUUAUUAUUGUUAUUCAGAUAAUUUAUUUUCACUAUUGUUUUUUUCUUUGACUAUAUUACCUGAAUCAUAAUAUGGAUACUGUUAUCCCAGUUAUGAAUAUAUUUUUAGCUGAAGUGCUUUGUCUGAGGUGGUCGACAUUUAUACUCUCAAGAAAUAAAGAGAUCAACUUCA
This is a messenger RNA of Acanthochromis polyacanthus (spiny chromis), 2507 nucleotides long. RefSeq names its product GATA binding protein 2b (gene gata2b). Gene Ontology annotation, cellular component: nucleus. The record is from RefSeq and is a predicted model, not a curated record. The transcript is spliced from 6 exons. Gene Ontology annotation, biological process: negative regulation of transcription by RNA polymerase II; positive regulation of transcription by RNA polymerase II; positive regulation of miRNA transcription. The coding region runs from base 395 to 1771 and encodes 458 amino acids. Gene Ontology annotation, molecular function: RNA polymerase II cis-regulatory region sequence-specific DNA binding; zinc ion binding; DNA-binding transcription factor activity, RNA polymerase II-specific. Lineage: Eukaryota; Metazoa; Chordata; Actinopteri; Pomacentridae.